AUGCCUAAGGCUUUUUUCGACCGCGACCCUAUCACCCUACAAGAGGGAACACACGUCGGUGCUCAAGUUGGUGGCAGAAUGAUUGAGCCUGAUACAGCGGAAUAUGUUACCGGAGAAGUUGACCAUAUCACUAUCUACCAUUCUCCAAAUUCUACUGUUGAGCUCAAGUGUACGCGGGAUGUGAACUUUUUGCCUGGGGAACAAGUUAUCUUACAGCAGCUGGAUCCUGUCAGUUAUGCUGUUAUUGGCAUGCAAAGUGGAAAGGAAGUUGAGUUUAAGGAGUAA
Molecule: messenger RNA, 285 nt
Organism: Penicillium lagena
Lineage: Eukaryota; Fungi; Ascomycota; Eurotiomycetes; Eurotiales; Aspergillaceae
Exons: 2
Coding region: 1-285 (94 amino acids)
Source: RefSeq, a predicted model, not a curated record